GCCAUCUCGGACCUGUGUGUACCCGUACGGUGCACGGGUCAAACAAAAUGGCGAAUCUCACCGGAGGGAUUCCCCUCAGUAAGGUCAGCCCAAAUUUUCUUCAUGCCAACUCUACCAGUCACACAUGGCCAUUCAGUGCCAUGGCCGAGUUAAUAGACAACGCCUAUGAUCCUGACGUGAAUGCGUCCGAGUUGUGGAUUGACAAGGUAGAAGUCGGUGGUCUUCAGUGUAUGACAUUUGCUGACAAUGGAAAUGGACUCGAUGAAGACAAGCUGCUCAAAAUGCUCAGUUUUGGAUUCUGUGAAAAAGAUGUUUAUGAAAAAUCGAAUCAUAAACCUAUUGGGCAUUAUGGCAAUGGCUUCAAGUCUGGUUCGAUGCGUCUUGGCCAGGACGCGCUCGUCUUCACCCGACAUGUCCACACCACUAGUGUUGGGAUGCUAUCCCAGACCUAUCUGCAAAAGACAGGCUGUGAGACAGUCAUGGUGCCCAUCAUCACCUGGGAACUACCUUCCAAUAAAAAGAUUCACUCUGGCACCUCACAAAACAACCUGGCAGCCAUCAUGAAGUACUCCCCAUUCACCACCGAGUCCAGUCUCCUCACGGAACUCCUCAGUCUUGAGAGGCUCAAGACCGGAACCAAAAUUUUCAUCUUUAACUUGAAACGCUCCAAGUCUGGAAGCCCUGAGCUGGACUUCGAGAGUGACCCGUUGGACAUUCGUAACCCCGAGACACUAGCCAUGGACAUGACCACCGUAUACAGGCCCAUGCAGGAAUCCACACCAGAGUUCAAAAGCUCUCUCAGGGAAUAUUGCAGUAUCCUGUUCCUGAAACCUCGUAUGAAGAUUGUACUCCGUGGACAGAAAGUGAAAACCAAACUUAUUUCCAAGAGUUUGUCUCACACAGAAAUUGAUCUCUACAAGCCGGGGUGGCUCGGUCGUCCUCUGAAGAUAGUUUUUGGAUUCACCUGCUCCAAAGAUGCCCGUAGUGAGAACUAUGGACUUAUGAUGUACCACAAGAACAGGCUGAUCAAGGCGUACGAGAAAGUGGGCUAUCAGAGACAGCGCAAUAAUUUGGGCGAGGGAGUAGUGGGUGUGGUCCAGGUGGAUUUCCUGCAGCCCAUCCACAACAAGCAAGACUUCAACAAGGAUGAGAAGUACAACUCUUUCAUGACUUCUAUAGCUCAGAAGUUGAAUGAUUACUGGAAUGAGAAGAAGUGCGGAGGCAGUCGGGUCCAGGUGGCGCCAGCAGGGAAUCUCCCCGAUUGGCUGUGGGCUCAGUGUGAAAACUGUCUCAAGUGGCGCCGUCUUCCUGAUGGUGUCCGACAGACAGGACUCCCUGACAGAUGGUUCUGUCAUAUGAACCCAGACGCAUCUCACAAUCGGUGUGAUGUGGAGGAGGAGCCCGAGGAUGAGGAUGAAGCGUUAAACAGGCCGACUUACGAGAAGACAUACAAGAAACAGCAGGAAGAGAAGAGGAAACUGUGCAAGAUGGAGGAGCAACAACGUCGGAUACAGAAAGAGAGAGAACUACAGGACCGAGAGGUGGCAAUUCAACGAACAUUACAGCGUAUUAAUCAAGGAGAGGUGACAAGUUCGAAGAAUCAGAUGCGGAAGGACGUGGUUAACCUGGAGAAGGCUCUGAUCGAGUCGAAGAAGCGUGAGGCGCUGCAGAAGCGGCUGAUCCUGCAACUCCAAGAGCAGAAGAAGCAGCAGGAGCAGCAGAAGGGGGAGCUGCUGAAGGCUGCCGAGAACCUCCGCGUCGUCAACAUGGAGAACAACAACCUUCUAGAGAAAGCAGAAAAUCUGGCAGGGAAUUCACCCGUGUCAUCCACAAGCGGCAACAACAAAAACCAGAACAUGUGUUUCAAGACGGAGGAUGGAGAGGUGAUCAAUAUUGUGGAAAACGACGACCCUGCAAAUCCUCAGGAAAAACAACGCAACACUGGAAAGCGAAAACCCGCGACCGAACUGAUUGACCUGACCCUGGAGGACGAGGACAUGCUGACAUCAUCCCCAACACCUAGCAAGAUGUUCCGUACUGAUGACAUCAAACCGGACAAAGAUGAACUGGAUGAGCAGCUACUACAGAACAGUGAUGGGGCAGAGGCAGGUGGCCCCAAGUCACCGGUCCAAGAAAGGAAAGGAACAGAGGGCACAAAAGAGAAAAGUAAAGACGUAAAACCAAGUAUAGAAGAGUUGGACCAAGAGAUAGAUGUGUUGAGGAAAGCCAACAGUGAUUCCAAGAAGCAGAGGAAAAUGACUGUGAGCAGUAACCUGUAUUCAAAAUCAAAAGAAAAACAGAUUGCUCCUCGGAAAGAGAAGGACAAGGAUGCAUUGUGCGAUUCUGAAACUAAGCAGAGGUAUGAGGAACUGAAAAAGAUGUAUUCUGCUAAAUGUACAGAGGUGACACAGACUAUGGAGGAGCUGAAGGCUUUACAAGACAAUGUGCACAGGCUUCUGAGGAUUAUAGUGCCAGAUGUGGAAUUAGGGGAUGCCAAAGACAUUCGUUACAUCGUGGAGGAGAUGAUCAGGGUUAACUCAGAUGAAUCGCUGUUGAAUGCAGCGUCAGCCACGUGAUGGAGGGGGGGUCUGUUCUUCCUCCUAUGUGUCAUAUACGUGUAGCAUUGUUUUAUUUUUUUAAAUGACUUGUGAUGUGAUGGACAGUGAACUGUCACAGAAUUGAAUCUGUUGUGUAUAAUUACAUUGGACAGACAGAGGUCAUGGGGUCACUUCCUGUUUGUAACAAGCUACUCAACUGAUGUGCAAAGAAAUUUGUUUUAUAUUUUCAUAUCAAAGUUUCCAGCCACUGAAAAUCUCCAGCACAGGGACCACAUUUUCCAAGCAGUUGGAUCUUAAAUGUCAUUUAAUGAUUCAUUAUUUUAGAGAGCCCAGGACUUAUUUGCUAAGAUUAGUAAGUUUCGGAUGGACUAGUCAGCCGUCACAGAGAUUGGACACAUGCAUUCAGAAGAAUAAAAUGAUUUCUGAUGAAAUUCAUAUGAUUACUGUACUUCUCAUGGAAGUUGUUGCAUUCUGUUGCAGCCUGUAACUGUGACGGAGUAGUGGCCUUGUCAGAUAUCUGUGUAUUUAUAAACAGGAUCAGCUAAAACCAAAGCUGCAAGACAACUUUGGCAUGAUGACAAUGUUUUCCCACAGACUGCUUUUGAUAAUUAUCUUUUUCUGAUGAGUUAAUGAUAAUUAUCUUUUUCUGAUGAGUUAAUGAUAAUUAUCUUUUUCUGAUGAGUUAAUGAUAAUUAUCUUUUAGUGAUGAGUUAAUGAUAAUUAUCUUUUUCUGAUGAGUUAAUGGUAAUUAUCUUUUUCUGAUGAGUUAAGAAAUUGUGGGUCUUGUUUAUACUUCAGUUACAAAGCUGAAGGGCAUACUCCAAUAAAUACUGAAUGGUAGAAUAAUAAUGUAAUGUUAUUAUGUAUGGACAGAAUAUAAGUGGAUUCUGCAAUCAGGGCAUCAUUGAAUAUCAGUAUCAGAACUUCUUUGUCUUAUGUUGUUUUUGAAACUCUGUAUAAAGGUUAUGUUAGACAUAAUAAUUUGAUGUAGGCAGCUGGUGUUACUCCUUCUCCAAGCUGGAGAAUGACAUCUGUAGUAUAUGUGACAUUUAGCUGGUGAAGUUUAACAAUGGUGAACUGCCUAAACUCAAAGGGCAAUUACUGCAGAACUUAUCUGGAAGAGGUACUUGCUACUCCCCAACAGUGUCACAGUGUGACAGAACUUAUCAGCAAGCAGUACAUGUUUUUCCCCGACAGUGUUACAGUGUUACAGAACUUAUCAGCAACAGGUACAUGUUAUUCCCCGACAGUGUUACAGUGUGACAGAACUUAUCAGCAGGAGGCACAUGUUAUUCCCCGACAGUGUUACAGUGUAACAUAACUUAUCAGCAAGUGGUACAUGCUAUUCGCCGACAGUGUUACAGAACUUAUCAGCAGGAGGCGCAUGUUAUUCCCCUAUAGUGUUACAGUGUAACAUAACUUAUCAGCAACAGGUACGUGCUAUUCCCCGACAGUGUUACAGAACUUAUCAGCAAGAGGUACAUGCUAUUUCCUAAGCAUGUUACAGUGUUACAAAACUUAUCAGCAACAGGUACAUGCUAGUCCCAGACAGUGUUACAGAACUUAUCAGCAAGAGGUACAUGCUAUUUCCUAAGCGUGUUACAGUGUUACAAAACUUAUCAGCAACAGGUACAUGCUAGUCCCAGACAGUGUUACAGAACUUAUCAGCAGGAGUUACAUGCUACUCCCCGACAGUGUGACAGUGUUACAGAGCUCAUCAGCAAGAGGUACGUGCUACUCCCAGACAGUGUAUCGAUAUGUAAGUUCCAGUCAAGUGGGUCACAUUGUCAAGUAGAAUUAUCAAGUUUUGGAUUUUCAUGGUUACAAAGUCCAUCUUGAUAUUGUAAUCCAAUUUCCUUUGUAUCUGUCCAUAUGUGUGAGGUUGUUGUCCUCAGGAGUCCGGUAUAACGACAGGAAUUGUAUCAGGACGAUUAAUUAACUAUAAAUUCUCAGGUAAUUACAACUAUAGAGAAGCGAUACAAUGCCGGGGUGGGGUUGUGAUUGAGGUAGGACUACUUCAUCAUGUUUAUCUUGUAGUUCAUGAAGUAGUUGAUGACAGGGGAAGCUCCAGGUUUUAUUGGGGCGGUCGGGUAGCCUAGGGGGUAAAGUGUUCGCUCGUCAUGUUCAAUACCUGACAUGGGGACAAUGUGUGAAGCUCACUCCAGACUUUUUAGCUCUGCCCAAUUUGAAAUAUAUAUAAACAAACUUUCUACUUCCUUUUGCUGAAUGCUGAAAUUUAAGAUCAAUAUGAUUCUUCCAAGAAGAGAUUAUGUGCAGUUUGUGAUUCUUUGAAAGGAGAGGUAGGACAAGGUCCCUGUUUGGCCCUCUGGAAAUGUUGAAUUUUGAAAAUGUUUGUUUGAAAUUAUUGGACAUGAAAUUAAGUAUGAGCAAGUAUGUCGCCCAAGAUGAAUGUUUUACCAUAGUUUUUACUGUUUUUAUCAACAGCGGGUGGCCAUUUUAUUACGUACAAAAAUGGCUGGAUACGUGAGAAUAAAUUUUGAUAUGAUGUUUUUUACCUCAAUAUUUGGUUAUUUGACCCUUGUUCCUCAAUAUUUUAAAUAUGCUCUUUGGAAUUCCUAGUGUAGGCAAAGGGAUGUUUUCCCAGAUUUCUUGGAUCAGAUGCUCAUGGCUGACCAGCCAUGUGACAAGUGUGGUGGCAAUAAACGACUUGUUAUCGAACGGAAUAAUAUUUUGUAAGUGUAUAUGUUUUUUGCAAUUUACAUUUCCCGCUAGUGUGUGUAAUGAUAUGGCCACCCACUGUACUUCUUCUUUGAAAAUGUUCUUCCUGAAAACCUAUAAAAUCCACCUGUUUCACAUGUUGUCCUUUAAUGCCUAUGCAUUUAAUCAUGUCAUCAGUUCCAGUCAUACAAUUGUUAAAAUGAACAAAAUUUAGUUCUUAUUCAUUUAUUGAAUACGUCUGACAACUUUCAUGGCAAUUUCUAAUAUAUAGCAUUGUGCAAAAAAAUCCGGAAAUUUUCAGACAUAUAUUUCAAAGAAAUACAUCAUAUAUUCAUGUUAAUACGAUAAACUGUGUAAGGGUCCAUUCUUUCGCGAACACAAUAUUAAUAUUCUGUAAGGGUACCCUGUCUGUCGAUACACCUGUUUGUACGCCUUGUUAUACUGUAUAUUAAUGAGUAUGGUAGAUUUGGGUAGAUUCAACCAUGUCUCAGUGAUUGUCCUCUCCAUCGCCCAUGAUUUCCAGGCUGCCACUCCUCAUCAGUGUCAGCUAUGAGCUGUCAGACAUUUACAAGGUGAUUACGUGAAGUGGCAAGAAAAUCCAUCAUGACAACGUGGUUAUCUGUAGACAAGCGUUUUGUGAACACUAACGUGUGGGGUUGGGCGUUGUCCUGCUGUAGCACACAUGGAAUGUUGCUUAGUCCCUUGGCAAAUUCUUUGAGGCCUUCCUGAAGAAUGUGACAAUGUUAACGUUUCCCUCCACAAAGAUCUGGGUGCCGUUGUACAUAAUCUCAGAGCUACAACUAUCGUAAGUCUAUAUGAUGAAGGUAUGGGUGUUAUGAUUACCUUAGCGCUAAGAUCAUUUUGUACAACUGCACUGAGGGGUGCAACUCUUAUCAUGGCGAUACAUCCCCACACUGUCAGAUGCAGUGAACACUUCGGAACCGUUUUCACGGAUAUCCAUCCUCUGGACCAUCUGAUUUUUAUGUUCUGUGGAACUGACUCAACUCUAAAAAAUCUGACUCAUCUGGAAAAAUCACAUUAACAAACCUUACCUGUACACCAGGCUAGGCAUUUCUCCAUAUGUUAUUAGAGGGGUUUUCCAUGAAACUGAUUUCCAGUAGCCAAUAUCGGGUAGAGUUCUACACGCUACCUCUGAUGCUUAAGGACCCCCUCUUCUCCCAAAAUCCAAACCAAGUUUAGUGGACUCAUCAGAUGAAUGAGGGCAACUUGAGCAACAUGUCGUCUGUUGUUAGCGUCAUAAAUGGACCAAACUGAUAGGAUGCACCACUGCCUGAACCUUAUGCUUUUAGAUUAUCGUACAUUGUAGAGAGAGGCAUGCCGGUCAUAUAAUGCAACUGGCUUGCAGUUUUCUACCAUUUGUGCGGAGAUAAAAGAGUUUCUUUUGUCAAGCUCUGACAUGUUCUCAGAUCUGAGAAGCUAUUGUUUGCUUAUGCAUCAUCACAUGACUAGCCCUAAGAACAUGGGAGAUAACUCUGCAGAUGAGCAUGUACAUACAUAUUUUCCUGAUCAAAUCACUGUUAUCCCAGAAUACCUGUCUUUUAAAAGUAUAUCAUUUGUCCAAGUUUUAGGGGGG
Haliotis rufescens (red abalone) is the source of this 6831-nucleotide messenger RNA. Its product is annotated as MORC family CW-type zinc finger protein 3-like. Gene Ontology annotation, cellular component: nucleus. The record is from RefSeq and is a predicted model, not a curated record. Gene Ontology annotation, molecular function: ATP hydrolysis activity; zinc ion binding. The transcript has 17 exons. Bases 48 to 2576 code for a protein of 842 amino acids. NCBI's taxonomy places the organism in Eukaryota, Metazoa, Mollusca, Gastropoda, Lepetellida, Haliotidae.